Zychaea mexicana is the source of this 885-nucleotide messenger RNA. RefSeq lists its product as uncharacterized. The record is from RefSeq and is a predicted model, not a curated record. The transcript is spliced from 5 exons. NCBI's taxonomy places the organism in Eukaryota, Fungi, Mucoromycota, Mucoromycetes, Mucorales, Lichtheimiaceae. The coding region runs from base 1 to 861 and encodes 286 amino acids.
AUGUUUGAAAACACUACUACUUUCCAACUAAACACUGGGAAUCAUUCAGGUCCCAUUAUCCCCUAUACGAAAGCUCAGUCUUCUGUCGCUAUGGAUGUUGACCAAGUUCAACACCACGAACAGCUUGAGGAAAACCCAAGCAGUAACCCUUGGACACCUGACCAACAGGACAGUGUUGACCUUAUCAAGCCUGACCAACUGGGUCCAGACGCUGACCCAAAAGUAGUCUGUACCUACUUGGAACAGCAAGUUCAUCUUAAAGAGGCAUACCUGCAGAGCCUGGUUACUUGCCCUGACCAACAAGUUUUCUUAGCCGCUAAAAGCGACUAUGAAAACUGGAAAGAAAGGCUAAACACAAUGAAAGCUCUUUCGGACAAGACGCUAGAUGAUGCCAAAGUAGCACAUUUGGUUCCUAAGAACUUACCCUUCUUGGAUGACUUUGCUUAUGUGUUAGAAGCACAUUCGAUCAACAAAAGGUUGAUGCCUUUGACUUGUGAUGCCACAAGACGUGCUUGGUUAGUCAAAACCAUGCAACGGCAUGACAUGAAUUGGACCAAGUUUCGAGAAGAGUUUUGUCGUGCGUUUUCUUCUCCGUACCAAAUGCGCACAUUAACCCAAAACAGCAAUGAGGCGUUACGAGAAUACACAAAUCGAUACUUGGAACUCGCUUGCUCAUCUGGAAUACCUGACAACGAAGAGUUAGGAUAUGGUUUCCUAUCUUCUUUGAAUAAGAAGUACUGCCAGCGUGUGUGGAACGUUGGUGCAAACCAUUUUGGCUUACAGUUUCCCAGCACAUUGGACGCCGUUAUACAAGCAGUCUUGACUCUUGCCGAGGGUGAACCUGCAACUGGUUCUGACUAGGACUCCGAAGAAAGUGAGGAUUAC